Messenger RNA from Oryzias melastigma (Indian medaka), 1510 nucleotides. RefSeq names its product solute carrier family 35 member F2 (gene slc35f2). Gene Ontology annotation, biological process: transmembrane transport. NCBI's taxonomy places the organism in Eukaryota, Metazoa, Chordata, Actinopteri, Beloniformes, Adrianichthyidae. The transcript has 9 exons. Gene Ontology annotation, molecular function: transmembrane transporter activity. Gene Ontology annotation, cellular component: membrane. Bases 190 to 1293 code for a protein of 367 amino acids. The record is from RefSeq and is a predicted model, not a curated record.
UUCAGCCAAUCAGCGUCGAGGAGGAGGGUCUUGAAAGCAGUGGAGUUGGCUGCCACUCGGAAGAUGCUUCUCCGCAUGUGGCGUGAAAUGUGGCGUGGAGGUUUGAGUGACUGUAAUUUAUUCGCCUUAGAAAAACUCUCACGACUGUCAUGACACGACCGAGGAGUAGUAACGUUUAGCUUUCCUGAAAUGAUGGAGGAAAUUACAGAAGACAGACUCUGCGGGAAAUGUAAAGCUGCCUGUGGAUUGCACAGUUAUGACCUGAGAAGCAUCUUCACAUGGCGUCUGCUGAAGACCGUGGUGAUGGGUCAGGUUCUGUCCCUGCUGAUCUGCGGCACGGCGGUGAGCUGCGAGUACCUGGCUGUUUCGGGGGUGAGGACGCCCAUGCUGCAGAGCUUCCUCAACUACGCCCUGCUGCUCCUCACCUACACCUUCAUCCUGUGCACGCGCAAAGGUGACAGCAACAUCCUAAAGAUGUUGAAGAAUAAAUGGUGGAAGUAUCUGCUGAUGGGUUUGGCAGAUGUGGAGGCCAACUAUGCUGUUGUGAAAGCUUACCAGUUCACCACCUUAACUAGUGUUCAGCUGCUGGACUGCUUUGUGAUCCCGGUGCUCAUGCUGCUCUCCAGGCUCUUCCUGAAGACGCGCUACCGGCUGGUGCACUUCGUGGCCGUGGCGGUGUGUCUGCUGGGGGUGGGGGCCAUGGUCGGAGCAGACAUCCUCGCUGGCAGGAACGAGGGAUCCGCGAGCAACGUGAUACUGGGUGACGGCCUGGUGCUGCUCAGCGCCGUCCUGUACGCCGUUUCCAACCUGUGUCAGGAGCACACGGUGAAGAACCAGAGUCGGGUGGAGUUCCUGGGCAUGAUGGGUCUGUUCGGGACGCUCAUCAGCGGCGUGCAGCUCGCCGUUCUGGAGACUCACGAGGUGGCGAUCAGAAACUGGGACGGCUUCAUCUUCAUGCUGUUUGCGCUCUACGCCCUGUGCAUGUACGCGCUCUACAGCUUCAUGCCCGUGGUGGUGAAGAUGACCAGCGCCACGGCGGUCAACCUGUCUCUGCUCACCGCCGACCUCUUCAGCCUCUUCUGCGGCCUCUUCCUCUUCCACUACCAGUUCUCGGCUCUCUACAUCGUUUCCUUCAUCGUCAUCACCGCCGGCUUCAUCCUGUUCAACGCCUUCCCUACGAACUCUGCUCCGCCUCCAAACCGAGCAGAGUCGGACGACCACACGGCGGCGAGCCCGUCGCUCCACUCUCUGCCUGCUGAAUCUCAGAUGGUCACUGCUGCAACGGCUCUGUGACCUCCGAACACGCCGGACAAACUUGAAGAAUGACAAACUGUAGGGGUCGCUAUUACGAUUUUAUACGGUCUGUUUUAUGAACUGUGUAUUUAUAAAGAAAAAAAGUAUUUUUUAGUUUUUUUUUUUCCUGUGGGGGAUUCUGUGUUUUCACUGAACAUUUGCCAAAAGUGAAGCAUGUGGUUCAAGUUUAAAUUAUUAAAAUACUUUUUAUAUUGUU